AGAAUCAGAAUCGUAAAAAUUUUUCUUGUUUUGAAUUUGUCAGCUGGAAAGAUUUUAUAAAAAUAUUUUAGAAAUUAUAGGUAUUUACAUUCAAUUUUCAUUUCUCAAUUUAAAGAACCUGCGAUAACUAGGUAUACAGCAUGCAAGAAAAUCGUCCGGAAUUGUACGAGGAGGUGAAACUAUAUCGUCACGCCCGGGAACGUGAAAAAUACGAUAACAUGGCCGAUUUAUUUGCACUAAUGUCCACGCUGCAGAACCUGGAAAAAGCAUAUAUCAGAGAUUGCGUUACCCCGCAGGAGUAUACCGCCGCUUGUUCAAAGCUACUGGUGCAGUAUAAAGUGGCCUUUAAGCUUGUGCAAGGUGACGAGUUUCCGAAUAUAGAUGCUUUUGUAAAAAAGUUUCGUUUAGAUUGUCCGGCUGCGCUUGAAAGGAUUCGAGAAGAUAGGCCAAUCACAAUUCGAGAUGACAAAGGAAAUACUAGCAAGUGCAUUGCUGAUAUAGUUUCCAUGUUCAUUACGCUGAUGGAUAAACUAAGAUUAGAGAUACGUGCUAUGGACGAUCUACAGCCUGAGCUACGCGAUCUGCUAGACACGAUGAAUCGGCUAUCCCUGAUCCCAGAUAACUUUGAAGGUAAAGAGAAGGUGUCAACCUGGCUGGCGACGCUGAAUUCGAUGCAAGCUUCCGAUGAGCUCUCGGAAACACAAGUCAGACAGUUGUUGUUUGACCUGGAGUCAUCCUAUUCUGCUUUCAACAACCUUUUACAUUCAACAUAGGCCUAUUCAGCAUUUGUUUCGUCUAAGAGAGGUUUGAAUAUAACACUUAUACACUUAUCGGUUAAACAUUUAUUAUACAUAUAUUAAUAAAGUUGCGAAAUAUA
Messenger RNA from Sabethes cyaneus, 877 nucleotides. It is a transcript of the gene Vps28, whose product is annotated as vacuolar protein sorting-associated protein 28 homolog. The transcript has 2 exons. Gene Ontology annotation, cellular component: ESCRT I complex. Gene Ontology annotation, molecular function: protein-containing complex binding. The record is from RefSeq and is a predicted model, not a curated record. Gene Ontology annotation, biological process: protein transport to vacuole involved in ubiquitin-dependent protein catabolic process via the multivesicular body sorting pathway. The coding region runs from base 141 to 773 and encodes 210 amino acids. NCBI's taxonomy places the organism in Eukaryota, Metazoa, Arthropoda, Insecta, Diptera, Culicidae.